AUGAAAAUCAAUUUUGCAAAAAAACCACGAUUUUUUGACGAUUGGGGAGAUGAGGAUAACAGCGGGUGGGAUGAUGAAAUGGAUAUUUUAAAUGAUAAAGAAAAAAAAGUUGAAUUAGUAUGGUCAGAUAAUGCACAUUUGGAAAUAAAAAACAUGGACCUUACUUUAUUGGAAAAAUGA
This is a messenger RNA of Funneliformis geosporum, 180 nucleotides long. Lineage: Eukaryota; Fungi; Glomeromycota; Glomeromycetes; Glomerales; Glomeraceae. The record is from the annotation of a GenBank genome assembly.